Messenger RNA from Zea mays, 2233 nucleotides. RefSeq names its product cytokinin oxidase11. Gene Ontology annotation, biological process: cytokinin metabolic process. The transcript is spliced from 5 exons. The coding region runs from base 409 to 2010 and encodes 533 amino acids. The record is from RefSeq and is a predicted model, not a curated record. Gene Ontology annotation, molecular function: cytokinin dehydrogenase activity; FAD binding. NCBI's taxonomy places the organism in Eukaryota, Viridiplantae, Streptophyta, Magnoliopsida, Poales, Poaceae.
UCCAAUAUAGACAUGUUUCUUGUUUAGUAUAUCCCCAGAUCAGCGAUCACCACGGAAUUGCGAAGCCAAGUAAAACGCGGGCCCGCGUACUCCGACCCCGGUUUCCAUUAGAUUCUUGGGGCCCGGCCUCGGCAGCGACGACACCGGUCACCGGCUAUGUGUAAAUAAACGCACUCCUCGGCGAGCUUCAUGUCUUUGCCCCGUCACGCCUCUUAUCUCCGUUGCUUCUCCCUCCCUGUUCCAUCCGUCCACAGUUCUUGUGGGAACCCAGGGAUCGAUCUUGACUGGGACGUCGCCACCUUAUUCUCCCGUACGUCUAGCUUGGUCCCGACCACCGGCAAGCGGCAACCAAAUGCGCAUACUGCCCCUGUGAACUCUCCAACUCCAAGCUACUGCUAGCCUAGCCACAUGGAGCUGAACAAGGUGCUGUACAUGUACGCUGCCACCGUGGCGCUACUGCUCUGCUCCUCGGCGAACUUCAUACAGAGCCCCUCCGACGUGCUGGGCUCCGUGGCGCUCCAGGAUCCGACGCCCUCCGCGGCGCACGACUUCGGCGCCGUGGUCUCCGAUGCGCCCGUCGCGGUGAUGCAGCCCGGGUCCCCCGCCGACAUCGCGCGGCUCCUGAGCGCGCUGUCCUCCGCGGGGCCGGACCGCCGCCCGAAGGCGGCCGUGGCGGCGCGUGGCGCGGGGCACUCGCUGCACGGGCAGGCCCAGGCGCGCGGCGGCAUUGUGGUGGAGACGCGCGCCCUGCCGCGCCUCGUGGAGGUGGUGCGGCGCGGGGACGGGGACGGGGACGGGGACGGCGGCGCGGCGUACGCGGACGUGGGCGCCGGCGCGCUGUGGGUGGAGGUGCUGGAGGAGUGCCUGAGGGCCGGGCUGGCGCCGCGGUCGUGGACGGACUACCUGUACCUGACCGUGGGCGGGACGCUGUCGAACGGCGGCAUCAGCGGGCAGGCGUUCAAGCACGGCCCGCAGAUCAGCAACGUGCUGCAGCUGGAGGUGGUCACAGGCACAGGGGAGGUGGUGACAUGCUCGCCCACCCAGAGCCCGGAGCUUUUCUUCGCCGUUCUUGGUGGGCUCGGCCAGUUCGGUAUCAUAACCAGGGCAAGGAUCCCGCUGCAACUUGCUCCGCCCAAGGUGAGAUGGGUGAGGGCCUUCUACGACAGCUUCGAGACCUUCACCAAGGACCAGGAGCUGCUGGUCUCAAUGCCGGAGCUGGUGGACUACGUGGAGGGGUUCGUGGUCCUGAACGAGCAGUCCCUCCGCAGCUCCUCCGUCGCCUUCCCCGCCCAGGUCGACUUCAGCCCGGACUUCGCCUCCGGCGCCGGCAGCAACAAGGUCCACUACUACUGCAUCGAGUUCGCAGUGCAUGAAUUCCAACAGCAAGACUCCGCCGCUGAUCACGUUGUGGACCUGGUCUCGGGGCAGCUGAGCUAUCUGAGGCCCCACGCGUACAGCGUGCAGGUGGCCUACCUGGAUUUCCUCAACAGGGUGCGGAUGGAGGAGGAGAGCCUCAGGAGCCGGGGCCUCUGGGACGUGCCGCACCCCUGGCUCAACCUCUUCGUGCCCAGGCAUGGCGUCGCGCGCUUCAAGGACCUGCUCAUGGACACCAUCACGCAGGGAGACUUCGAGUUCGAGGGGCCCGUCCUCGUCUACCCCCUCCUCGCUAACAGGUGGGACGGCAACACGUCGGCGGUGGUUCCGGCGGCGCCGGACGGGGUGAUGUACGUCUUCAGCGUGCUCCGGUCGACGGACCCGGCGCGGUGCGGCCGCGCCUGCGUGGAGGGGAUCCUGGAGCAGCACCGCCGGCUUGCCGACGAGGCCUGCCGGCGCCUCGGCGCCAAGCAGUACCUGGCCCGGCAGCCGUCGCCGGCGCACUGGCGCGACCACUUCGGGGCGAGCUGGGACCGGUUCGUGGCCCGGAAGGCCCGCUUCGAUCCCUCGCACGUGCUUGGGCCGGGCCAGGGGAUUUUCCCGUGGACGGACUCCGCGACCGCGAGCUCGGUGUGACGGUGUUGGUGGUGGCCUGGUGGGCUAUGGUUCCCACUCAGGUACAGGUACUUAGCUGAGGAAGUAAGUAGCUAAGCUGAUGAGUAGCCCGAUGAAUGAUGCUAGUUUUAGAUGAGACAUUGUUAUCCAGGCGGAAUUCAUAGGUAUUUUGUUUAGGGCCUUUGGCAUAUACGACGAUCCUCCAUUCUCCAGAUUCAUAUACGACGAUCCUCCCAUUCUCCAA